Phodopus roborovskii (desert hamster) is the source of this 3070-nucleotide messenger RNA. RefSeq names its product zinc finger protein 883-like. Lineage: Eukaryota; Metazoa; Chordata; Mammalia; Rodentia; Cricetidae. Gene Ontology annotation, molecular function: DNA-binding transcription factor activity; RNA polymerase II cis-regulatory region sequence-specific DNA binding. The record is from RefSeq and is a predicted model, not a curated record. Gene Ontology annotation, biological process: regulation of transcription by RNA polymerase II.
CCCGAUUUUAGGCCGAUUAGGAAGAACACCUGGAUGCAUCUGAAAGAGGAAAUGGAGCCAGUGACAUUUGAGGAUGUGGCUGUGAACUUCAGCCCAGGAGAGUGGGCUUUCUUGGAUUCAAGUCAAAAGAAGCUCUAUAGAGAUGUGAUGACAGAAACCUUUAUGAACCUGAUCUCCAUAGGGAAAACAGAAGAAAACAUUAAAGAAGAGCGUGCAAAUGACAGCAGUCACAGAACACAGAUGGUUGAGAAAGACUGUAAAUAUGGAGAUGUUUGUCAGUGUGGAGAGACCCACCACCAGAUUCCAGAAUAUGUUGUUAAUGAGGACAUGCCUUCUGCAACAGCAGUAUAUGAGAGCAAUGUGUGUGCAAGAGACACCAUUGGUUCUUUACACUCAGAUGUGUAUCUCACAGGUGAAACUGAAAAGAAAUCAUUUAAGAAUAAGGGACAUAUGGAGGUAGAUUUUCAACAUGAGAAACGUUAUACAGAUUUCACUUCUGAGUACUUUCAGGUACUCAAAAAUCCUAGGCAAAUAGUUUAUAAAAAGAAACAAUCUAAUGAAGCCUAUAGGACUCAUACUUCUGAUCAAAAUUAUGAGCGAAUUUACAGUGAUGGUACAUGUCAUGAAUAUAAUCAGUUUGAAAAAGCUGUUGGGAAAUACACUUACUUUCAAAUGUAUGAAAGAAUCCACACUGGUGGGAAAACAUUUAUGUGUAAGCAAUGUGGAGAAGCCUUUAUUAAUUUCAGUCAAUUUGUCUACCAUGAAAAAAAUCAUACUGGAAAAGAAUGUUAUGUGUGUAAUCAGUGUGGAAAAGCAUUUAGACAUUAUUCAUACCUUCAGAAACAUGAAAAAAUCCACAGUGGAGAUGCACCCUAUGUAUGUAAACAAUGUGGCAAAGCCUUCAUUCGUUCAUCACACCUUCUUGUACAUGAAAGAAUUCACACUGGUGAGAAACCUUAUGCUUGUAAGCAUUGUGGGAAAGCCUUCAGCCAUCACAGUGCCUGUUAUAGACAUGAAAUAAUCCACACAGAAGAGAAACCUUAUGUUUGCAAGCAAUGUGGAAAAGCAUUUACUUGUUCUACAUCCCUUCGCAACCAUGAAAGAAUUCACACUGGAGAAAAGCCCUAUGCAUGUAAGCAGUGUGGCAAAUCCUUCAUUCAGCGUGAUGCUUGUUACAAUCAUGAAAGAACUCACACUGGAGAAAAGCCCUAUGUAUGUAAGCAGUGUGGGAAGGCAUUUACAUGGUCCACAUGCCUUCGCAAUCAUGAAAGAACUCAUACUGGAGAGAAACCUUAUGCCUGUAAGCAUUGUGGAAAAGCCUUCACCCAUUCCAGUACCCGUUAUAGUCAUGAAAGAAUUCAUACUGGGGAAAAACCAUAUGUAUGUAAAAAGUGUGGGAAGGCAUUCAUUCAUUCCAGUCAUCUUAUCAGUCAUGAAAAGAUCCACACAGGGGAGAAACCUUAUCCAUGUAAGCAUUGUGGAAAAGCUUUCAUUCAGCGUAAGGCUUGUUACAAUCAUGAGCGAACUCAUACUGGAGAAAAGCCUUAUGUAUGUAAACACUGUGGAAAAGCAUUUAGGUGUUCCACAUACCUUCGCAACCAUGAAAGAACUCACACUGGAGAGAAACCUUAUAUAUGCAAACAUUGUGGGAAAGCUUUCACACAUCAGAGUGCCCGUUACCGUCAUGAACGAAUUCACACUGGAGAGAAACCCUAUGUAUGUAAAAAAUGUGGAAAAGCCUUCAGUGAUUGCAGCUAUCUUGUGAAGCAUGAAAGAAUUCAUGGCGAGAAACCUUACACAUGUAAAAAUAAGAAAGCUUUUAUGUGUUCCAUACCCCUGCAUAUACAUGAAAGAGCCAACAGAAAAGAAAUUAAGUGUUUACAGCAGUGAUUCUGAUGGCCUUGUCUGUGGACAAAUUACUUCUAUUGUGAGGUAUGAAAGAAGAAUGUGGACAACUCACUAAAAGGCUCAGUGGGUAAAGGCACUUAUUUCUAAGUCUGAUAAUCUGAGUUCCAUCCCAGGGUCCCAUAUGUGGAAAUAGAGAAUCAUCCCCAAAAUUUACCUCUGAGUUCCAUGUGUACACAUGGGCUCACACACAAGCUUAAUAUUUAUUUUUUUAAAGGGGAGAUUAACAAAGCUGCAUAAAUGUAGUUGUAUCCUCAAUAUGCAAAUAUAUAUGUAUAUAUAUAUACAUUGUACAUAUAGACAUAUAUGUAUAUUUAUGAUACAUGGUAAAAAUCCUAUUGCACUGUACAUGAUAGGGCAUGCUUUUAUUUCAGCUCUGGGUAAAGAAGCAAUGGUAGAGACUAGAGAAUAAUAAUGGGUAUAGUGGGUUUGAACACCACAUGGGAAGCUUAAGAAGAACCAGUUAUAGCUGAGUAGAAUUUUCUUUACAAAAAGAAAAGAUGGUUUAGCCAUUUAAAGUACAUACUGCUCUGCAAAGGACUUGAUUUUGUUUCCCAGUGGCCACAUGGUGUGGCUCACAACCACCUGUAAUUCCAAAUUCAAGAACCAUGAUACCCUCUUCUUGCCUCUGUAGGUAUAGAGCACAUGUGAUACACACACACACAUAUAUAUAAAUAAAAAAUACAUUUAAAUAAUUAAGUGCAUAAAGCAAAUAGAAAGGUGUGUGUUCAAAUAAGAAAAUGUAUGAAAUAUUAUGUAGUUUAAUCUUUUAAAGGUAAUGUGGAGAGUGAGCAAAUUUAUUUGCACAGAAUAUUUCUAAAAAUAAGCUGGAGUACAGCUGGGGCAUUUUAAAUCAUUGUUCAAUUCUUAUAUGAGACCUUUAAUUUGCAUAUCGUUUUUUAUAGUUUUGAAAUAAGAUUUGGUGAAUAACAUAAUUUUGCCUGCCUGUAUUCCCUGUGCUUGGAAUGCUGAAGCCACCAAGACAAUGUCUCUGACAAUAGCAACCAUAUAAAAAACAUUUGGGUUGAGGUAAUGUAAGCUUGGUUAACUUCAGUUCAAUGGGUAUAGUUUAAAUGAAGGGAGGUAAUACUUUUUCAGCUUUACUGUAGAGAUAUUGGAUUCAUUAAACUGAGAUGUAUUUGUAAUAAAACAGACUUAAUUUUAA